AUCGCGUCUGAUUGUGAAGGGUGGGGAAAGCGUAUCGGAAGAUUGGAGAGCUGAACGAACUUCCCUAUGUUUGACUGCUCUUCUCUUCGCAGAGAUGAACAAGAAAGGUUUAACCAUCUUGAUGAGGACUAAAAUGCUCGCCUCUGCUACCACAGCUUCUACCAUAUAUUGAAUUGAAGAGAGGUUGUAUCAAAAUUCAGGUUUUGUUGCUGAACUUUUUUCGAAUAUCACUCCAUCUCGUGGAAUCGGCUCAACGAUUUCGUCUUUCGAGCACCGUAUAAUUAGCAGGCUUAACCAAAUGCAGCUUUCUCUUGGGGAAGCCAGCAGAUUAUCUGGUCAGAAUAUCAAUGCCUCGACCAACACUGAGAGAGCACUUGAGGUUGUGAGGGAGUCAAUGCACACAGCCAUAUCAAUGAACAAAAUUGAAGUUUUAGAUACUGUACUAGAUGAUUUCUCGGAGGGUUACUUUUGCCUUUCAAGAGAAAAUCGCCAGAAACUACUUCUUAUACUUGCCAGAGAAUAUGAUCUUAAUAGGGUACAAGUUCAUGAAUCGAUGAGGCAGUAUCUUGGGCUUGAGAUGCCGCAGGGUGACAAGGCUGAACUUGCUACACAUGAAGAGGAAGGUUCACUUGCAACUUUCUACAGGGUUGAGCGGAAUUUAAGACAUGCUCUAAAGCCAACAUAUGGAAUUCUAUUUGAAAGGCUCAAUACACACCCAGGAGGUUUGAAGUUCUUGUGCACCAUCAGAGCUGAUAUUUUAUCUAUUCUUGAGGAGGAAAGUAUUGCAUCUUUACGAGCUCUAGAUUCCUACCUAAAAGAGGAGCUUAGUACUUGGCUUACUCCUGCUACCCUAGAGCUUCAUCGAAUUACAUGGGAUGACCCAGCUUCUUUGUUGGAAAAGAUUGUUACAUAUGAGGCUGUGCAUCCAAUCAGCAACCUUAUAGAUCUUAAAAGAAGGCUGGGAGUUGGUCGCCGUUGUUUUGGAUAUUUACAUCCAGCAAUACCUGGUGAACCACUAAUCUUUAUUGAAGCUGCACUUAUGAAGAAUGUGGUGCAGACAAUACAGGAAGUUUUGUGGAAUGAUCCUCCAACACCUGAAUGUGAGCCAACUUGCUUGGUAUUUUACUCCAUAUCAUCAACUCAGCCUGGCUUGAAAGGUAUCAACCUUGGAAAGUUCCUUAUUAAACGUGUGGUUGAUGUGGUGAAAAAAGAAAUGCCAAAUGUUUCUACAUUUGCAACACUCAGCCCUAUCCCUGGCUACAUGCAAUGGCUCUUAUCUAAGUUGGCUUCAGCAGAGAGAUCUGACUCUACCUUUGGGGAGAACAUACUUGAACCAGAGGAGAAAAGGGAAAUUUUGGAUGCAUCUGUGGAGUUUUCUGGUGGAGAAAAUGCCAUGAAAGUUAUGUCAAACAUGUUGACAUCAACUAACCUUGAGUGGACUAAAUCAGAUAGACUAAUUUCAGCAUUGAAAGCUCCUCUGAUGCGAUUGUGCUCCAGGUAUCUUUUGCAAGAAAAGAAGAGGGGGAAAGCUCUAGAUAUGGUUGCAAAUUUCCACUUACAGAACGGAGCAAUGUUUGGAAGACUUAAUUGGAUGGCAGAUCGAUCAGAGAAAGGUUUUCGUGAGAGCGGAGGAAUUAUGGUGAAUUAUAUCUAUAGGCUGGACAAGAUUGAAGAGAAUGCUCAGUCAUAUUUUAGCACAGGGCAAAUCCAUGCUGUUUCGAUCCAAUGAAGGAAGAAGAGGUAACAAGAGAGCAGCUGGAGGAAUAAUUAGUAGUACUUUUUUUUCUUUUCCCCUUCUUCUUCUUCUGGUAUUAUCUGUUUAGCUCAACCAUAUCAAAUGUGUGCAUAUUUUGAUCUCAAAUUCUCACCUUCACAAGAGACUGAAGGGUAGCAUAUAAUUUGAUUGAUAUUAUUUGACUACAAGCCAUUCUUUGAUGAAAGAUAACAUGUUAUGAUGCUUUA
Diospyros lotus (date-plum) is the source of this 1962-nucleotide messenger RNA. RefSeq lists its product as uncharacterized. NCBI's taxonomy places the organism in Eukaryota, Viridiplantae, Streptophyta, Magnoliopsida, Ericales, Ebenaceae. Gene Ontology annotation, cellular component: peroxisomal matrix; mitochondrial matrix. Bases 299 to 1729 code for a protein of 476 amino acids. The record is from RefSeq and is a predicted model, not a curated record. The transcript is spliced from 17 exons. Gene Ontology annotation, molecular function: malonyl-CoA decarboxylase activity. Gene Ontology annotation, biological process: positive regulation of fatty acid oxidation; fatty acid biosynthetic process; acetyl-CoA biosynthetic process.